Aspergillus heteromorphus CBS 117.55 is the source of this 1324-nucleotide messenger RNA. Its product is annotated as PIG-L family deacetylase. The record is from RefSeq and is a predicted model, not a curated record. Gene Ontology annotation, biological process: GPI anchor biosynthetic process. Lineage: Eukaryota; Fungi; Ascomycota; Eurotiomycetes; Eurotiales; Aspergillaceae. Gene Ontology annotation, cellular component: endoplasmic reticulum. Gene Ontology annotation, molecular function: N-acetylglucosaminylphosphatidylinositol deacetylase activity. The coding region runs from base 143 to 1123 and encodes 326 amino acids. The transcript has 2 exons.
CGGACAUAGACAAGCCCCCCCCCCGGACUGUUCUUUUCUCUCCACCCACCAAUUGCUUCGAUCACACCGCUGUCCUACUUCGGGGUCGAGGGAUCGAAACUACAGCCAGACGCUAAACCUCUCGAUAAUAAUCAACAAUUACAUGACCCCUGGCACCAUGACUCCUUCGACAUUAAUCACCCUAGGUCUCGCGGUUUCGGCCGUGUUCAUCUUCUGGACAAUGUCCUCGACCUCCUCGUCACCCUUCACCAAUGCCUUCCCUCGCCUCUACAACAAGCGAGUUUGCUUGCUUAUCGCCCACCCCGACGAUGAAGCCAUGUUCUUUGCCCCCACGGUGCUGGCUCUUACAAAGCCGGGCUACGGGAACCAUGUGAAGAUUCUCUGCCUCAGCAGCGGUAUGUACCUACCCACGCAUUGGAUAGAUAUAGAAGGUACCAAUGCUGACCUCUGCUGCCCCGGUGAUGCAGGAGACGCCGACGGGCUCGGUCACAUUCGCAAGAAGGAACUCGUGAAGAGCGCAAUGCAACUGGGACUACGGAACGAAUCGGAUGUUUACGUCGUGGACGACCCCUCUCGCUUUCCCGAUAGCAUGACAGCCCAAUGGUCGGAAAGUGAUGUCGCAAGUGUUCUCGCAUCCGCAUUCGCCCCCGAAAUAAGCGAUAAUUCCACUUCCCGGAAGAAGACAAACAAAGCUAGCCCGCCCACGGCGAGCAUCGACGUGCUCCUGACCUUCGACAAAGGCGGUAUAAGCAACCACCCCAACCACCGGUCUCUCUACCAUGGUGCCCUUUACUUUAUCCGCUCCUUGAUGAAAGACAAAACCGGCUACACCUGCCCCAUUACCCUAUACACCCUCACCACGACGAACCUCGUGCGCAAGUAUGCCGGGAUCCUUGAUGCGCCGUUGACCAUGGUCCAGGGCGCUUGGAGUUCUCUUCGGCGCCGCAGUUCCAAAGGCCAGAUGCCCUCUCGACUUCUGUUUGUCAGUUCCAUCAACGAGUGGUUGACCGCGCAGUCUGCCAUGGUCAAGGCCCAUCAAAGCCAGAUGGUAUGGUUCCGAUGGGGUUGGAUUACAAUUGGACGGUACAUGGCCGUGAAUGACCUGCAGGCGGAGAAGAUAUGAUUGCCAUGAUGUAUGCUCAUGGGCCAGGUGUCCAUGGACUCAUCUGAGUGGUCAUUGGUGUAGUGUCCCCCACCCUAUCCGCGGCUUAAUACCCAAAUUGUAUAUAUCCUUUCUUCCCACAUUGGGCUGAUAUUACUUGGAAUUCUUGCUUAGAGGGUCAGUUUCCUCACUGUAUAGAUGCCUUACGCAUGGACUCGCAGG